This is a messenger RNA of Knipowitschia caucasica, 285 nucleotides long. The record is from the annotation of a GenBank genome assembly. NCBI's taxonomy places the organism in Eukaryota, Metazoa, Chordata, Actinopteri, Gobiiformes, Gobiidae.
AUGCUUGGGACCCUCUUCGUCCUUGCGAAUGGAAUGCCUCCGAUCCACAGAGAGUACAACAGUCACUGCCGCUGUCUGCAGCUGGAGACCAGGGUCAUCCCUCCAGAGAGUCUGCGCAGCAUCAAGAUCCUGCCAGAAGGACCACACUGCCCCCAGGUCGAAGUCAUCGCUGGCCUGUCCACGGGAGAGAAGGUGUGUCUGGACCCACAGUCUUCAUGGGUCAAAAAACUGGUGAAGUUCGUGAUGGAGAAGCAGAUGCAGGCGCCGCUCAAAACACACUCCUAA